Messenger RNA from Uloborus diversus, 519 nucleotides. RefSeq lists its product as uncharacterized. The record is from RefSeq and is a predicted model, not a curated record. NCBI's taxonomy places the organism in Eukaryota, Metazoa, Arthropoda, Arachnida, Araneae, Uloboridae. Bases 37 to 519 code for a protein of 160 amino acids. The transcript has 3 exons.
UCUACAGUGCGAAAUUUGGAGCUUGUUCGUCUCGUGAUGGCUUUGUCUAUCGUGCUGAUUGUUCUCCUAGCGUCCUGCGUGUUUACUUAUGGCCAAGUUCAUAGAGUUGUGAAACGGGUAGGUUCUAGAGAAUCAGAUUCUGGUGAAGUUGGGGCCCAAUCUGCCGAACAAAGCGAAGAGAGGACAAUAGAGUACGCAGAGAACGUCCUGCCGACCACCACAUGCGAGCCGGAAACCACCACCGAGUUUCCCACUUGUAACGUACACGACAAAUGUGGCUUCCAACAGUACGCAGAGUGGACGAGAUACCCCGUCGGAGACUUUAUCAAAUACUGUGAUUGUCCGGAGGAUAUGGAAUGCCGACGAUCUGGUGAACACAUGUCGCAAAGAUUCUUCUAUUACAAGUGCGCCAACAUUACGAAUACUGACGAGUCUUCAGCUGAAGAAACAGAAGUCACCACCCCCUCGACAGCCUCCGGAGGGAAAGGAGUAGAAGCUCAACUGCACGACGAUUUAUAA